GCAUGUCGCCGUGCAUGGCGCUAUACGGAACUGCAGCGUUUCGGUCCGCCGCGCAUCAGAGCUCCAUUCAAACCUGCAGCCAAAGGGGAAGCACACUCUGCAUGCAGCCGGUGGGGAAAGACGACCAUUAAAAGAGAAAGCUGCAUUGUGGGAACAUAAGGAAGGGAGGAGUGGAGAGAAGCGGACACACCCUGCUUUUCUCGGUCACGCCACUCGGUCCGCCGUUCAUCCACUGUUUAGAAGCUGCUGGAACCGGGCUGGGGGCGGGCAGGAGCACGUCACUCCGCAGCUGGUAACCCGGGAGUGUUGAAGCCUCCGUAGCUUAAUGUGGAAAAUUCUACGACAGCUGCGAUGUUCAGCAGGAAAAAGGCUCGAGAUGGAGAGCGAGAAAAAGAGACGGAGCGAGGGAACAAAACGAGUGUGCCAUCGCCAGCGCCACUUCGUGGUGGCGUGAGACCAGCAUCAGGGAGAGAGGAGACGCAGACACCUCCUCCUGAAGCUCAAUGUCCAUCAGAGAUCAGACUGGUGCUGCUGGGGAGGAAGGGGGCGGGGAAAAGUUCUGCGGGAAAUACCAUCCUGGGUAUCAAGGAGGGGGGGUUCACCUGCGGCAGCCCAACGGAGGUGUGCAUGGAGAGGCGGGCCGAUGUGGCUGGAAGACGCGUAGUCAUCGUUGACACCCCCGGGUGGGAGUGGUAUUACCCUCUCAACGGCACGCCCGAUUGGGUGAAAUGGGAGACGGUGCGGAGCGUGACCCUUUCCCCCCCUGGACCCCACGCCCUGCUGUUGGUGGUUCGAGCCUGCGCUUCGAUGGAUGGAAUGUACCUGAAGGCGAUCCAGGAGCACAUGGAGCUCCUCGGGGAGGGGGUCUGGAAGCACACCCUGGUGCUCUUCACCCAGGACGACAAUCCGGAUGACUCCACCAUAGAAGGCAGGAUCCGUAAGGGCGGGGCGGACUUCCAGCUCCUGGUGGAGAAAUGCGGGAACAGGUGGCACGUCCUCAACAGCAAGGCCAGGGGACGCGACACCACCCAGGUGGUGGAGCUGCUGCGGAAGGUGGAGCAAAUGGUGGCUGCAAAUGGUGGCGCUCCUCUGGAGAUGGAGCAGGUCCAUCAGCGCCUGGAGCAGGAGGACAGGGGGUGGCGCCCUCGAGAGGAGAGGCGGAACCAGAGGCUACUAGAAGUGAGGAAGCUGGGAGAAUCCUUGCAAGAGAUAUUUGCUGGCGAUGGGUCUCAUGUUACCUGGAGAGAGGCGGUAGAGGAACGCUGGCCCCCAGGGCGUGGCCGCCGCCUCCCGGACUUGCGGGUGGUGCUGCUGGGCGAGCGGGAGACCGGAAAGACCUUGGCGGGAAACGCCAUCUUGGGCGGAGUUUCAUUCCAGGCCGGGAGGGUUACAGAGGAGUGCCUCAGCGCACAGGGUGAGGUGGCGGGACGUUGGGUCACCGUAGUGGACACACCCGGCUGGGAGAGCACGAGGACCCCCGAGAGGGUCCGGCACGAGAUCCGGAGGAGCGUGACUCUGUGCCCGCCCGGACCCCACGCCCUCCUACUGGUCGUAGGCGUGGACUCCGACAUCACCGUGCCGGCAGCGACGGAGCACCUGGGGCUUCUGGGUGAGGAGGCCUGGAGGUACGCCCUGGUCCUGUUUACGGGCAAGGACAAACUGAGGCGGGGCGUCACCAUCGAGCAGCACGUCCAGAGUUCGGGGAAAGCCAGCCAGCUCGUGAAGAGGUGCGAGGGCAGGUACCAUGUCAUCAGCGGCAUGGAGCCAGGUAACACCGCGCAGGUGACCAGGCUUCUGGAAAAGGUGGAAGAUCUGGUGGCGGGAAAUGGCGGUCAGCCAUUUACGCCUCUGACGCAGGAGAUAAGAGAACUGGUGAGAAAGAAGGACGAGAGAUGUAAGGAUGUGACGGAAAUGAAAAGGAAAAGCAGGUGGAGUUUUGAGAGGAAACCCAAGGAAAGGGACAAAAUGGAGGGAAAGCCAGAGAUGGGGAGAGAGGAAGAGGAGGAGAGAAGGCAGACAGAGAUGAGGAAGCUUCUAGACAAAGGAUUAAAGAUGGAGAUACAGGAAGCGAAAGAGAAAAACGACAGAAUCGUGGCAAUUCUUGACCAGGAGUACAAGCUAAGAGAGGGGUAUAUCAAGGUUGAAAAUGAGCUAAAAAUAGAAGAGAAAGAGAUGGAGAUCAAAGCACUGAAAGAGAAAAAUGAAGAGAUAGAGAUGAAAAGAUUGACUGUUGAAAGAGAGAUAAGUCAAGAGAGACAGAAGUGGGAGGAGGAAAGGGAAAAUAUGCACCAGAACAGUACAAAAGAAAGAGAGGAGCUAGAAAAAAAGAUUGAGGAGGAAAAGUUUGCUAAUGGAAAGCUAAUGGAAAGAACAGCAGCAACAGAAAAAGAAAUGGAAAAGUUCAGAGGAUUGAGUCAGAGACUUGCUAACACUGAAGAAGAAUUGAGAAAAAUAAUUCAGAAUACAAAUACAGAAAUAGUGAAUAAAAAUACAGAAAUAGUGGAGCUGAAUAAACUGAACCAAGAGAAAACAAAAGAGUUGCAGAAAAGAGAAGCAGAAAUCAAAGAAAAGAUUCAGAAGCAUGACCUUGAAACAGAAGAACUAAAACACAGGAAUGCAACGAAAGAGAGAGAAUUCUGCAACUUGCAGCAAAUGUAUAAGGAAAAAGAGAGGGAAGUGGAGGAAUUACAACACAGACUUCAGGAGAGAGAGCAACACACUGAGGUUCUGAAGCAGGACUUUGAAAAGAAGCAGCAACAGAGAGAAGAGGUGUGGAGAGUGGAAAAUGAGAAGAUGAAGAAUCAGGUGAAGGAGACAACAGAGAUGUAUGAGAAGAAAAGAAAAGGGAGAGAGCAAGAGAUUGGAGAGCUGAGGAAAAAUUAUGAGGAGAAAAUGAGAGAAAUUAACACAAAAAAUGAGGGAAAACUAAGAGAGCAAGAAAAAGAGAUCCGAAAUAUAGAAGGGGUGCUCAGGGAAAAAGACAAGAAGAUGGAAGACAUAAAACAGCAUUAUGAAGAGGAAUUGAGGAAGACACAGUUGGAGAUAAAACUGAAGAAUGAGGAGAAAGAGAGUGAGGAAGAGAGAAGCAGACAGAUUUUGACAGAAAGAGAAGCUCAGCUUGAGCUGAAUGAUCAAAGAAUUUCAGAGCUGAUGGAUCAAGCACAGGAAAAUGAAAAAAGAGCAAAAGUGACAGAAAAGAGACUGAAGGAUGAACUGAGGAAGAAAGCGGAGGAGCUGGAGGAGAAAAUGAAGGAGAAGGAGAAGGAGGUAGAGGAAAUGAGAGCGAAGUAUGAACACAGUGAAAGCCAAAGAGCAAAGCUAGAGGUCAUGAUUGAGCAGCUAAAGACUGAGUCAGCAGAACUGGUGGAAAGAAUUCACAUAACUGUGAAAGAGAGGGAUGAGAUUAAAGAGCAGCAUGGAAAGAAAGAGCUACAGAUGGAGGAAGAUGUGAUGGGAGUGGUCAGAGGAAAAGACAAGGAGUUAAAAGACAUGAAGAUGCAAAUGAAUGAAUUACAGAGGAAAUAUGAUGAGAAAGAGAGAGAAAUUGACAAAAUGAGACACAUUGUUGAAGAAAAGGAGGAGAAAAUAUCAGCUUCUCUGCAGAAAUAUGAGGAGGAACAAAAACAGAGAGAAGAGGAAUGGAAAGAGAAAUAUGAAAAGAUGCAGGAGGAGAUGGAGGAGGUAAAACAGAUGGAUGAAGAGAAAAGGAAAGUAAGAGAGACAGAGAUAGACUCAGUUCUGGAGGAGAAAGAAACAAUGAUUAAUGAACUAAAACAAAAGAAUGAAGAGAGCGAGAGAAACUUGGUUUGCCUUGAAGAAAGUUAUGAGAACUUUCGUCUGGAGAGAGAUGGAAAGAUUGAGGAGAUGAAAAAGAGGUGUGAGGACUACAGGAAAGAAAAAGAGGAGCAGAGAAAGAGGGCUGAGACGACAGAAAUGGAGAUGGAGCGUAGAAAUGACAUGCAGGAGAGAUAUAUCGAAGAAAUGAAAGAAAGAAAUGAGAAGAAAGACAAAGAGAUGGAAAUCAUAAAGCAGCAUUAUGAAGAGGAACUGAGUAAGAUACAGUUGGAGAUGAAACUGAAGGAUGAGGAGAAAGAGAGGGAGGCAGAGAGAAGCAGACAGAUUUUGACAGAAAGAGAAGCUCAGCUUGAGCUGAAUGAUCAAAGGAUUUCAGAGCUGAUGGAUCAAGCACAGGAAAAUGAAAAAAGAGCAAAAGUGACAGAAAAGAGACUGAAGGAUGAACUGAGGAAGAAAGCGGAGGAGCUGGAAGAGAAAAUGAAGGAGAAGGAGAAGGAGGUAGAGGAAAUGAGAGAGAGGUAUGAGCACAGUGAAAGCCAAAGGGCAAAGCUAGAGGUCAUGAUUGAGCAGCUAAAGACUGAGUCAGCAGAACUGGUGGAAAGAAUUCACAUAACUGUGAAAGAGAGGGAUGAGAUUAAAGAGCAGCAUGGAAAGAAAGAGCUACAGACGGACGAAGAUGUGAUGGGAGUGGUCAGAGAAAAAGACAAGGAGUUAAAAGACAUGAAGAUGGAAAUGAAUGAAUUACAGAAGAAAAAUGAUGAGAAAGGGAGGGAAAUCGACAAACUGAGACAUAUUAUCGAGGAAAAGAAGAAGGAAAUCACGGCUUCUCUGCAGAAAUAUGAGGAAGACCAAAAACAGAGGGAAGAGGAAUGGAAAGAGAAAUAUGAAAAGAUGCAGGAGGAGAUGGAGGAGGUAAAACAGCUGGAUGAGCAAAAAAGGAGGGUGAGAGAGGAGAUGGACUCGGUCCUGGAGGGGAAAGAAAAAUUGAUUAAUGAACUAAAACAAAAGAAUGAAGAGAGUGAGAGAAAUUUGGUUUGCCUUAGAGAGGAGUAUGAGACACUGAAGGUAAACCAGAUUUAUGAGGAGAAACUGAAGGUGAUGGAGACAGAUAUGGAGGUAAAAGAAAGACAUCUUAAUGAACUAAAACAGAAGUAUGAUGGUAGUGAGAAGCACUUGGCUUCCAUUACAGAGGAGUACGAUGACGCUCAGGAGCAAAUAGAGAAGCUAGAGGGACUGAUCUCUCUAAGAGAGGCUGAGCUGAGAGAGACCAAAGAGAGGUGUGAGGAAUACAAGAAGGAACUAGAAGAGCUGCAAGGGGCCAUUUCUCAGAAAGAGCGGGAAGUUGACCAGAACUACCUGAAUUACCUGGAGGAGUUGAAGAACAAGGAAGGAGUAAUAACACGGAUAGAUGGAGUGGACAAUGAGAGGGCGGGAAGAAACAAACAACUUCUGGAGGAAACAGCAAGACAGAGGGAUGCAGAGAUUAAGCAAAUUCCCAAGCCAAAGGAAAAAGAAUUUGUAGAGAAGGAAUUACACUAUAAAGGAGAAUUAAAAAUCAAAGAGGAAGAGCUGAUGGUGAUGGUUUCAGAGAGAGAGGCUGUGAUUCAGGAAUUAAAAAGGACCUGUGAAAAGAAAGAGAGGGAGAUUAAGGAGAUGGUAAAAACCCAUGAAAUGGAGCUAAACCAGAAAGAGUCUGAAUUUUACCACAAGCUCAAAGUGACUGAGGAUCAGCUCAAAGAGCUACAACUGAGGUACAUGGGGAAAGAACCGAAAAUGGCAGACAUGGAAAAAAUGCACAACAAUGCAAAAAAAGGAGCGGAGGAAUUCUGCACGAUGUAUCCGGAGGUCGGGGUGGACAUCAGGGAAAGAGAAGAAGACAAUAAAGAGGACAUCACUCUGAAUUAUGUGAAAGAGGACGAAAUCUCACAAAUUCGGACAGACAUGAAUAAAGUUGUCCAGCAUAAGAACAAACACAGCAUAACAACCAUACAUGAAGAAGAAGAGAACAAAGUCAAAGCCAGUCAAGGCAACACUACAGUAUUACAUAUAAAAGCAGGUGAUACAGAGGAGGGGGUAGCAGGGGUUGUAAAAGAGAAGCAGGAGAUAAGAGAAGAUGAUUCUGAUCCCAGUGAGAGGGAAGGACAGGGUGAAGUCAUCAAACAGAAGAACGAAGAGCAGGAGAAAGAGGUUGACAAGCCCAAAUGGAAGAAAGAGAGACACAGAGCAAAGGAAGGGUCGAAAGGGAAGAAUCUCAACCAUUGCGGAGACAAUGAGAGAGUCAAUGACCUCUUGCCGACCGAGGAGAUGAGAGAGAGGAGGAUUUCCAAAAGAGAGAGAAAGGACGCUCAGAAGGAGAGGAGGACACAGAAUGCUGUGACUGGGCAGAGAGCUGGUUGUAAGGAAAGAAGCUUCCAGAAACAGGCGAAGGAGAUAAGAGGGAGUGGGGAACUGAGAAAGGAGACAGAGCUUAAUGUGCCAAAACCAUUUCAAAGGCUGAGCCCUAAUAAACCAGCUGGCGUGAUGGCUGAAGGUAGCCCUGAACAGCCUCCCAGUACAGUUUCCCCAACAUUCCCACUGUCUCCAGGGUCUCCCAGUCAGGUUUAUACAGCAUUCCCAUCAUUCCCAGAGUAUCCCGGUCUGUCUGAGCUGAGGCUGGUUCUGCUGGGAGAGAGCUGGGCCUCUAACAGCUCGGCCGGAAACAGCAUCCUGGGAGAAAUGGAGGCCGUGGCAGAGGAGGGCGCGGUGAGGCGGGGCCAGGCGGCGGGGAGGCGGGUCUCUCUCGUGGAAGUGACAGGGUCGAGGUGGCACCUCGGGGGCGAGGCCGCGGGCGACGCCCUGCGCGAAGCGGCCCAGUGCUCGCCGGGCCCCCACGCCUUCCUCCUGGUCAUCCCGGCGUACCUCUCCUUCACGGCCAGCUACGGCCGGGCGGUGAGGCGUCACAUGGCCGCGCUCGGCGAGCGGGCGUGGCGGCACACGCUGGUGCUGUUCACCUGGGCGGAGGCUCUGGGGGAGAGCGUCGAGCAGCACGUUCUGAGGAGCGAGGGCCUCCGCAGGCUGGUGCACAGGUGCGGGAACAGGUACCACACCCUGCACAGCUGGAGGAACGCCGGUCAGGUCUCCCUGCUGCUGGAGAAGGUGGAGGAGAUGGUGGCGGAAAACCGGGGCGGGUUCUACUGCUGGGGGGCGUCAGAGGAAGAGGAGGUUAAGGAUGAGGAGGAGGUGGAGCUAGAGGAGGAGGAGGAGGAGGAGGAGGAGGAGGCAGAAGGAAGAGUUGAGCUAGAGAAGCUCACAGAAGCAGACAGGACAGCUGGAGAAAGGAAGGAAUGGAGUGAGACAAAAUGGCAAGAAAAGAAAAGCAAUGGUGAGGAGGAAACAAGAGAGACAAAUGAGUAUAGGAUUGUGGAGAGACUCGAUGAAUUUUCUGAUUCAAGCAUUGAAAGAGUACAGGAAAUGGAGCUAGAGGAAAAGAUGAGGGACCAAGAGGAGGACCAAGUGUUGUUCUGCAUUCCACCCACAGAGCCACAGACACCAGUGCAGAACCAUAGACCAUCCUGCUCUUUACUUUGAUCUGUAAUAGACACAUGCAAUAAGUUAAAGGGAGCUCAGCUCAAGUUAAUUUGAGUUUCAGAAUUAUUCAUCAAUAGAAUGAAAAUCUAUUUCUGGUCUUAUUGGUUCAUUGGUUCCUUUUGAUACAGUUCUCCAUGAUACUAUGCUCAGCACAUUUUAAAGCUCUUUAACGUGUUCCAUGAACUACUAGUUAGUUUUUUCUGUGUGCCUUUCUUAUUGUUGCCAAAGAAUAGUUUGUUAUAACCAAUGAUUAUUUAUUGUAAAUAUGAAAUAUUUUUAUUUUGUAAAUAUGAAAAAAAUAAUUUUGUGAAGGCUUUAUUGAGAGAUUCUAUUCACAGAUAUGUUGUUGCCCUUUGAAUGUGAUCAUUGUGAAAUAAAAAGCUAACAAUUACCAUCUCA
Anguilla rostrata (American eel) is the source of this 7761-nucleotide messenger RNA. Its product is annotated as trichohyalin-like. NCBI's taxonomy places the organism in Eukaryota, Metazoa, Chordata, Actinopteri, Anguilliformes, Anguillidae. The coding region runs from base 352 to 7362 and encodes 2336 amino acids. The transcript has 5 exons. Gene Ontology annotation, molecular function: GTP binding. The record is from RefSeq and is a predicted model, not a curated record.